Candida dubliniensis CD36 is the source of this 1212-nucleotide messenger RNA. RefSeq lists its product as uncharacterized. Lineage: Eukaryota; Fungi; Ascomycota; Pichiomycetes; Serinales; Debaryomycetaceae. Bases 1 to 1212 code for a protein of 403 amino acids. The record is from RefSeq and is a predicted model, not a curated record. Gene Ontology annotation, molecular function: oxidoreductase activity, acting on NAD(P)H. The transcript has a single exon.
AUGACUACCACCGUAAUUAAAACACAAGAACGUACUCGUAAAAGAUUGAAAACUAACACCUCAGAAAUAAUCUUUAAAGAACUGUAUCAAGAAAAAACUACCAAUGACGAACAAGAAGAUAUCGCUAAUGAACCACCAGCAGAAAUUUCCUUUGACAAAAAACAUCAGUCAAUCCUACUGAUCACUCAUUUUAAAGAUCCAUUAAAAGUGCAAAGUAGGUAUCCAAUUCCUGAGUUGCAACCAUUUGAAAUCCUAGUUAAUAACAAGGCAAUAGGACUAAAUCCAAUCGAUUGGAAAGGUAAAAAAUAUGGAUUUGGGAUCUAUCAUUUCCCUUGGAUCAAUGGUCGUGAAUCAAGUGGUGAUGUGGUGAAAUUAGGUGAUCAAGUUGAUAAAUUCUCUAUUGGUGAUAAAGUAAUUGUUAGUUCCACUAGCUAUCGUGAUAAUAGAACUUCAACUUUCCAACAAUACACUGCAAUUGAUUCAAGAUUAGUUUGGAAACUCCCUGAUAGUUUCAGUUACGAAGAUGGUGCUACAAUUGGAGUUGGAUUAGUUACUGCUGGGAUUAUUUUAUAUAAUUCAUUUGAAUUUGAAUUAAGUGCAACUCCAACUAAACAAACCACUACUAACAAUAAGACAAUUUUGAUCUGGGGUGGGGCUACUGUUGUUGGACUUUAUGUGGCCCAGUUAGCCAAAAUAUAUGGAUUGAAUGUCAUUGCUGUAGCUAGUACUAAACACGAAACAUAUUUGAAACAAUUAGGUGUUGACCAUUUGAUUGAUCGUCAUUUAUCUGAAAAGGAGAUUAUUGACAAAAUAAAUAGUAUUGAUGGUAUUGAAUCAAUUGAAUAUGGAGUUGAUUGUGUUGGUAAAGAAACUUCUAAAAUAGUAUUGGAAAUUCUUGAUUUGAAAUCACAGCAAUCACAAUCCGAAACCAAUGAUGAACAAAUUGUCAAACCAAAAUUCUCUGGAAUUGUUGGCGUACCUAAAGAAUACCCGGAAAGUGUUGAUAUUAGAAACGUUGUUAUCAAACGAUUCCAUGAAGAUGUAUCAUUUGGUGAAAAAUUCAUUGAGGUCACUAGUGAAUUAUUAAAUAACAAAGUCAUUGAACCGGUCAGAUUUAAACAGUAUAAAGGUGGUCUUCACAUCAUUGACGACGCUCUAAAAGAUUUGGAGAAAAUUGGUGCAAAUGGCGAAAAGUACGUUGUUAGUGUAUAA